This is a messenger RNA of Pichia membranifaciens NRRL Y-2026, 2522 nucleotides long. RefSeq lists its product as hypothetical. The transcript has a single exon. Lineage: Eukaryota; Fungi; Ascomycota; Pichiomycetes; Pichiales; Pichiaceae. The record is from RefSeq and is a predicted model, not a curated record. Gene Ontology annotation, biological process: urea transmembrane transport; spermidine transport; putrescine transport. Gene Ontology annotation, cellular component: plasma membrane. Bases 60 to 2084 code for a protein of 674 amino acids. Gene Ontology annotation, molecular function: urea transmembrane transporter activity; spermidine transmembrane transporter activity; putrescine transmembrane transporter activity.
CUGGCUUUUCGUUUCAGAGAGAAAACAUUUAUUAGUAAAACGCAACGGUAAUUGACACAAUGGCAGACUUCCAACCAAUAUUAAGUCAAGGGUAUGGUUAUGGAUUUGCCGUAGGCAUUGGUGCAGCCUUUGCGCUCUUGAUGGCAAUCUUGACCAGGAUUCUUUCAAGGUUCAUGGGACAAGUGCAGAACUCAGAAAGGUUUUCCACCGCGUCGAGAAAUGUGAAUUCGGGGUUGAUUGCUUCAUCGACGGUUUCUGCAUGGACAUGGCCCGCAACGCUACUCUCGUCAGGGGCUUGGAGUUAUACACACGGAAUUUCUGGCGGUUUCCUAUACGGUGUCGGGGGUACUGUUCAAAUUACACUAUUUCUGUUUUUGGCUAUCCAGAUAAAGCUGAAGGCGCCAACUGCACAUACAGUUUCAGAGUGUUUUGCAAUAAGAUUCGGAACUGCUGGUCACUGGGUCUACCUGUGCUACUGCAUUUGUACAAAUGUCUUGAUUUCGUCGUUGCUCUUGUUGGGAGGAUCGCAGGGGUUUGCUGCGGCCACCGGGAUGCAUGUUGUUGCCGCAAGUUUUCUUCUCCCAUUGGGUGUCAUGGCCUAUACUGCCCUAGGUGGAUUGAAGGCAACAUUUAUUUCCGACUGGAUCCACACGGUGAUCAUCUACAUCAUUUUGAUUGUCACUUCUUAUACAGUCUACUGUACAUCCUCAUUGAUCGGAUCGCCAUCGAAGAUGUAUGACCUAUUGAAGGAAGUUGAAGAGGUAUUUCCAAGCGCCUCUGGCCAGAGUUACUUGUCUUUCCACGACUCCGAGAUGCUUUUCUUGACAUGGUCGGUCAUGUUGGGUGGGUUGAGCUCAGUGUUUGGUGAUCCUGGCUACUCCCAGCGUGCAAUUGCCUCAGACGCCAAAAGUGUCUUUCAAGGAUACCUAAUGGGGGGACUCUGCUGGUGGGUGAUUCCGAUGAGCUUGGGCUCGUCUGCGGGUUUGGCGUGCCGGGCGUUGUUGCUCAACCCUUCGUUUGUCACCUAUCCGAACCCACUUUCUGCAGCAGAAAUCGACUCCGGGAUGCCUGUCAUUUACGGGAUGUACAUGAUUUUCGGCACGAGCGGCGCUGCUGCUGGGUUAUUGAUGUUAUUCAUGUCAGUGACAUCUGCGUCUUCCGCUGAGUUGAUUGCAUUCUCGUCUGUUGCCACCUAUGACGUGUACCGGAUCUACAUCAAGCCGGACGCCAGCGGGAAGGAAUUGGUGAGGAUCUCGCAUUUGGCUGUCUUCUCGUUCAGUAUGUUAAUGGCGGUGCUUUCCGUUGUCUUCAACUACAUCGGGGUCACGGUUGGAUGGUUGUUGAGCUUUAUUGGGAUCAUCUUGUCGCCGGAGGUGUUUGCAGUGACGAUGAUGUUAUUCUGGCCCAAGAUGACAAAACUGUCGUUGCUCAUCGGCGCUCCCCUGGGCACGCUGACUGGUAUCGGGUGUUGGGUAGGUAGCACGUACGUGUAUGGGGGGCACAUUGUGAACAAGGACACGUUGAUGGUGUCGAAAGCCACGUUCAUCGGGAACAUUGCGGCCUUGUUCAGCGCACCCAUCUACAUUGUCAUCAUCAGCCUGCUCAAGCCGGACACGCAUCCGUUCGACUUGAACCUUUUGGGCAAGGACAUCAAGAUGGCGGACGACUACGACCAGGAGGAGGAGGAGGCAAUACACGUGAGCGAGAAGGAUAAGAAGGUGUUGAAGAAACAGUCGAUCUUCUCGAUUGCCGUGAAUUUUUUCAUCCUCCUUCUGGUGUACGUCAUGGUUGCGUGUGUGCUUUUCGGGGUGAAGAAGGACUUCAGCAAGUCUUCCUUUGUUGCCUUCAUUGUUGUGUGCCUCAUCUGGGUCGUGCUUGCUGCCAUCUACAUCAUCGUGUUGCCGCUCUACCAGGGGAGACACUCGCUCAUGUUUGUCCUCAAGCACCUCGUGCGGUUCAGGAUCCCUGACCACCCAAUGAACUACACAGAGCGUCAUGCCAGCGAGCACCCACACGUGCUCGACGGCGACAUCGAGACCUCCAGCAUCGAGGCUGUCAGCUACGUCCACGAAAGCAAGACCUAGCCUCUUUGCCCGACUCUGUCUGUACUCUAUCAUACUUUUUUUAACUCAUCAUUUUUCCACCUCCACCAUUGCUGCUCCCGCCGUAGUCUGUCGUCAUCGUCCUUGUCCUCGCCCUCGUCACACUCGACCCCCAGACACCCUCGACAGGCCUCUUUUCUGUUUCCGUCUGUCUCUCCGGUGCUUCCGCCGCCGGCGUCCGCCAAUCAGAGGCCCCUUGUUGCAUUGCAACGUCGCAAAAUCCCCGGAUCCCGGUGCGUCGUGCUCCGAGCCGGGGCGGCCCCCCGUCACAGCGUCACCGCGGUGCCCCGGAGAUUUCCAUUUCCCCGUUGCGCGCGAGUUGCCCGUCUUCCGAAAAGGGCUACUGGUGUGGGGUGCCGGGCAGCGAGUCCGGCCGGCAGGGGAUGAUUCAGACGGGGCGCCGGGCCGGGGGAAUGGAGG